UCUACUGACCAAGAUAUGGAUCUAUCCCGCCUAGAGUCUGGACCCACCGGUCAAGAGUCUGAGCCUGCAAGCCUAAAUUUCGACUCUGCUAGCCAAGAUUAUUUCUCUACUGGCCAAGAAUUCGAUUCUCCCUACCAAGAAUUGGACCUGGACUCUCUUAACGAAGAUAUUUAUUCCCAGUCCAUGCCAGAUCCCAUGACAAAGACCUCUGUGGGCACAUAUGAGUCCCACCCGACUUCUGAACCGAUGGCUCUGACAGAGGCCGAGCAAUUGGAGCUCAAAUCUGAGCUCGCUAAAUUGGAGGCAGAAAUCGUAACCCUACGCCAAGCGCUGGCAGCCAAAGAGAGGCGCUGUGGGGAGCUCAAGAGGAAGUUGGGCCUCACCACCAUGGAUGGACUGAGACAGAAUCUGUCCAAGAGCUGGCAUGAUGUCCAGGUCUCCAACACCUACGUGAAACAGAAGACGUCAGUCGCCCUGUCCUCCAUGAGCUCUGCUAUCUGCAGGAAGUUUGGAGACAUGAAGAAGUCGGCCACAUUCAGAUCUUUUGAAGGUCUGAUGGAUACAAUCAAGUCCAGAGUCACAGGGGGCAGAGAAUUUGACAGCGAUUGUCUUCCUUCUUCAGCAAGGAGUGGGGAUGAUUUGCUCCCUGUUUUGGGGAUUGGGGAUGACCUGCUCCUGGUUCCAGAAGGUGGGAAUGAUCCGCAACCAGUUCUGAGGAGUGGGGAUGACCUGUUCCCAUUUCUGGAGCCAGAAUGAGCUCCUUGGUAAUCUUGCCUGGCUCCCAAACUAGUGCAAGAACCCCCUUCCCUCAUCACAUUUGCAACUCUGCGCAACAAAAACAAUGAAACCACAAUGGUAAAGUUAAUUCAAGAAAUAGACAGAGUCCAGUUUUGAGAAAAGUAAUGCCCAUUUGUACAUAGAUAUUUGCUGCUGUCGAAUGAGAGAGAACCUAAUGUUUUAUACCUGGUUAUUUUACACUAAAAAAAAAAAAGUCAUACUUUGAGUUGAUGUUUUAUAUUUUACACUAAAUUUUGUAGAUGAAACAUGUCACUAUGCUAGCUUUCCUGGAAUUGCAUUUAAUGGACGGGACAAUCGCUCCAGAGGGUUCUUAGGCCAAAACCCAAACUCUCUUUUGGAAAAGUAAUCUAUUAGAAAGCCAAAGUAGACUUCUGUUUAGAACUUGGAAAAGUUAUGAAAUAAUCUAUAGUUUUAUCCCUUCCCCAUUUUCUUCCUUCCUUAAGUCUAAUGUGAACAUAGUUACCUUCAAAGCUCCAUCUGGCCUACAACUUGUAUUUUUAAAAGAUGGUUUUAAAAAUGCUGAUCAAGAAGAUGGUUCAUCUUCUCUGAGACCUCCAGAUAGGCAGAAAAUAUAUUAGUGGACUGAUUGUUACACUAAUAAUAUAUAUUUUGUGAAUUUUUGUUUGUUUGUUUUCAAAGCUCCCAACUAAGCAUAGCAACCUUAGGUUUAAUUUAGGAGGUUGUUACUACUUUGGACACAACCUGUAAUUGCAACUUUACUUUACCUUGUGCUUUAUCUCUUUAUAUAUCAAAAUGAGGGCUGUAAAAGUUUAGCCCUUGUGGCAGCAUGUCUCUGCCAUAAGAGUAUGCCACCUAAAAGGAAGAAAAUUGCUUCCUUGUCCUACCACAAUUCCUAGUUACCACCUCCUGCUGAGGAGCUGGAGGGAAACAGUAUAGCCAAAUUCAAGAAAGUUAACACCCCCCCACAACCCGCCCAAGCAACAUUUUUAAAAAGACUGUCCAUCUCCUGUGAUGCUGGUGAUUAUGCAUUUGAAUGGACCUAACUGAUUAUACAUCACUGCUGUGUUUGACAGGAAGUUUGUCCUUGUUUCUAGCUAACCCUGAGAAGGAAACAGAAUCCAACCCUCUGGAGAUAUCAAGACUAUAGGAAUCUGGUUUGGGUUUGUUCAAACUUUCUGAUAUUAAUUUUAAUAGGAACUAUGAUUUUGGGGUGGUUAUUUUUGGUUUUGUUUUUUUCCUUUUCCAUUCUCAAAAUGCCAAGAUCUGGUAGCCUCUUUUAUUCCUCUAGUCACACUGCCUGAGGUUGAAGUUUGUGUCUUAUUGGCUGUAGGCAGAGGGACUAGGACAUUUAUUUGCUUGGGUACAUAUCAGUAACUUCUCACUACCUAAAGGUAUCCCUCCAGAUUAAAAGGGUGAUCCUGUUUUAUUAAUUCUUUAAAAUUCUCCCUCUACAUUCCUUUGGUUUUCCUACAACCAAAACCAAAUACCACUAUAAAUGCAAAAGCACUUGGCAAACUAUAAAGUCACUGGUUUAUCCCAGCCUUCCACAGAUGUCUGAAGACAACAAUUUGCUUGGAUUAAAACAAGAUGUUUAACUAUUUUACACAUUUGUUUUUUAAUUUGUUAUGUUUAUCAACCAAAAUGGCUUUGUAUGCUGACAAACAAGAGGUGAAACUGCAGCACACAAGAAGUGAAAGUAGUUCAACAGAACUACUUUCACUUAACCUUAAAUUUCAGAAAGGCUUGUGUUAAACCCUGACAUCAUGUGCCAAACUCAAAAUAUGUUCUAUUUUA
Messenger RNA from Microcebus murinus (gray mouse lemur), 2553 nucleotides. RefSeq names its product TPD52 like 3 (gene TPD52L3). The record is from RefSeq and is a predicted model, not a curated record. Lineage: Eukaryota; Metazoa; Chordata; Mammalia; Primates; Cheirogaleidae. Gene Ontology annotation, cellular component: cytoplasm.